AUGACACGGUCGCUGAUGCUGGGGGUGGUGGGCAGCUUGCUGUGUAUCCUGUCCAGAAGCGCUGCUGAUGGGGUGCCGGGCAGCGAGGCGAAGCGACCCAAUAUCGUCUUCAUUGUGGCUGAUGAUUUGGGAUGGAACGAUGUUAGCCUGCAUGGGUCACCACAGAUUCCCACGCCCCACAUCGACGCAAUCGCCCACUCUGGCGUCCAUUUGACAAAUUACCACGUCCAGCCCGUCUGCACACCAACCCGUUCCACCUUUCUAUCCGGUCGCCACGUGAUUCAUACCGGCAUCUAUAUGCCGUUUGCCCAAGGCACGGCCCUCCGACUCAAUCUCAGCUACACGCUGCUCCCAGCCUAUCUCAAGAAGCUUGGCUACCGAACGGCGGCUGUUGGAAAAUGGCACUUGGGACAAAACGUUGAGAAGGCUCUGCCCACGGGUCGUGGCUUUGAUGAGUAUCUUGGCUAUUGGAGUGGUGCAGAAGAUUAUUACACGCACGAUACGCAUGGCGGGUAUGACUUCCAAGACGGGACAGAGUGCGCAAUCAAAUACAACAACACAUACUCAACGUAUAUUUUUGCCGAGCGUGCAGUGAAUACUAUACUUGAGGCUGACCCGGAGCAGCCACUUUUCCUGUACACAGCUUUCCAAAACGUGCACUGGCCUUUGGAAGCCCCAGCAGAAUAUGUGGCGCGUUUUUCGCACAUCCCAAAUUCCGAGCGCCAAUAUGUGGCCGCCAUGACCAGCAUCCUGGACGACGCUGUUGGCAACAUUACUGAUGCCUUGAAAAGAUCCCGCAUUGCCGACAAUACCAUUUUGAUUUUUACCUCUGACAAUGGCGGUCCCGUACACGACGAAAACACGGAGAGCAACAAUUAUCCCCUUCGAGGUGGUAAAAACACUUUGUGGAACGGUGGUACCCAAGUGGUCGGGAUGAUUGCUGGCAAGGGCAUUGAGAACCCAGGCACGGACUGUCAUGGCAUGAUGCAUGCCAGUGACUGGCUGCCCUCCUUGGUAUGA
This is a messenger RNA of Monosiga brevicollis MX1, 1020 nucleotides long. RefSeq lists its product as uncharacterized. The transcript has 13 exons. The coding region runs from base 1 to 1020 and encodes 339 amino acids. Lineage: Eukaryota; Choanoflagellata; Craspedida; Salpingoecidae. The record is from RefSeq and is a predicted model, not a curated record.